Acanthopagrus latus (yellowfin seabream) is the source of this 1697-nucleotide messenger RNA. RefSeq names its product tubulin alpha-1B chain-like. The record is from RefSeq and is a predicted model, not a curated record. Gene Ontology annotation, cellular component: microtubule; cytoplasm. Bases 131 to 1483 code for a protein of 450 amino acids. The transcript is spliced from 4 exons. Gene Ontology annotation, molecular function: structural constituent of cytoskeleton; GTP binding. Lineage: Eukaryota; Metazoa; Chordata; Actinopteri; Spariformes; Sparidae. Gene Ontology annotation, biological process: mitotic cell cycle; microtubule cytoskeleton organization.
GGCAGUGUUAUCUGCCCCGCCCGCCAUUAGCUCUGCAGUUACUCUUACAAAGGACUCAUCACGGUCGGACUGUAAGAGAUAACUUAGUCUCUUGCACUUUGUUAAACUAAACUACAACCCCUCAGAAAACAUGCGUGAGUGUAUUUCAGUGCACGUUGGUCAGGCUGGUGUCCAGAUUGGCAAUGCCUGCUGGGAGCUUUACUGCCUGGAACAUGGGAUCCAGCCGGAUGGACAGAUGCCCAGUGACAAGACCAUUGGAGGAGGAGAUGAUUCCUUCAACACCUUCUUCAGUGAGACCGGAACUGGAAAGCACGUCCCCAGAGCUGUUUUUGUGGACCUGGAGCCCACUGUCAUCGAUGAAGUCCGCUCUGGUACCUACCGCCAGCUGUUCCACCCUGAGCAGCUGAUCACUGGCAAGGAGGAUGCUGCCAACAACUACGCCCGCGGACACUACACCAUCGGCAAAGAGAUCAUCGACAUGGUUUUGGACAGGAUCCGCAAACUGGCUGACCAGUGCACUGGCCUUCAGGGCUUCCUGGUGUUCCACAGCUUCGGAGGUGGCACCGGCUCUGGUUUCACCUCCCUGUUGAUGGAGCGUCUGUCUGUCGACUACGGCAAGAAGUCCAAGCUGGAGUUCUCCAUCUACCCAGCUCCCCAGGUGUCCACCGCUGUGGUGGAGCCCUACAACGCCAUCCUCACCACCCACACCACCCUGGAGCACUCUGACUGUGCCUUCAUGGUAGAUAACGAGGCCAUCUACGAUAUCUGCCGCAGGAACCUCGAUAUCGAGCGUCCCAGUUACACCAAUUUAAACAGGUUGAUCAGUCAGAUUGUGUCCUCCAUCACUGCCUCCCUUCGUUUUGACGGUGCCCUCAAUGUUGAUCUGACAGAGUUCCAGACCAACUUGGUGCCAUAUCCCCGUAUCCACUUCCCUCUGGCCACCUAUGCCCCUGUCAUCUCUGCUGAGAAGGCUUACCAUGAGCAGCUAUCAGUGGCUGAAAUCACCAAUGCAUGCUUCGAGCCCGCCAAUCAGUUGGUGAAAUGUGACCCUCGCCACGGCAAGUACAUGGCUUGCUGCCUGUUGUUCCGUGGUGAUGUGGUGCCCAAAGAUGUGAAUGCUGCCAUUGCCACCAUCAAAACCAAGCGUUCCAUCCAGUUUGUGGACUGGUGCCCCACUGGUUUCAAGGUUGGCAUCAACUACCAGCCACCCACUGUAGUUCCUGGUGGAGACCUGGCCAAGGUCCAGAGGGCUGUAUGCAUGCUGAGCAACACCACUGCUAUUGCAGAGGCCUGGGCUCGGCUCAACCACAAGUUUGAUCUGAUGUACGCUAAGCGUGCGUUCGUCCACUGGUAUGUGGGUGAGGGUAUGGAGGAGGGAGAGUUCUCUGAGGCCAGAGAGGACAUGGCAGCUCUGGAGAAGGAUUACGAGGAGGUUGGAGUUGACUCCGUUGAGGGUGAGGAUGAGGAAGAAGGAGAGGAGUAGGCCUAGGAAGUAAAUUAUACUUGAAAGUGUUGUUCCUGAAUAACUCCUAAAAAAUAGUUUUGUUUGUAUUUAAAUUUCUUAUGUUCUGUGUUUGUUACAUGUGCAAUGGUAUGUUUUUUUCUGUAUGUAAUGUUUCUGUGACUCCUUCCUGCCAUUGUAAAAAAAAUGAAAUAUUUCAAUGGUUUUUGGACUCAAUAAAUCUCAUAAAUCUUCA